Lutzomyia longipalpis is the source of this 1704-nucleotide messenger RNA. RefSeq names its product medium-chain acyl-CoA ligase ACSF2, mitochondrial-like. Gene Ontology annotation, molecular function: medium-chain fatty acid-CoA ligase activity. The record is from RefSeq and is a predicted model, not a curated record. Lineage: Eukaryota; Metazoa; Arthropoda; Insecta; Diptera; Psychodidae. Gene Ontology annotation, biological process: fatty acid metabolic process. Bases 1 to 1704 code for a protein of 567 amino acids. The transcript is spliced from 4 exons.
AUGACAAACAUUCCAAUUGUCGUUGAAGAUUUGAUUCGUCGGAGGGUUGCUCAAGUGGUGAAGAAAAUGCCUCAGAGUCCAGGGAUGCGAGGGGAGAAGGGAUGCGAGAAUGCCGCGAGGAAGUCCUUCAUCCCAACAACAUUUUGGAAUCAUUCAGCACAAAGUGGUUUAAGUUACUUCCACAACCCAGGGAGGUAUCCUCUGGUUCACAGAACAAUUGGACAAGAAUUGAGUCACGCUGUGAAUAAGUGUAGUGAUCGUGAAUAUAUUAUCGGAGUAGAAGAAAAGCAAAAGUUAACUUACCAGCAAAUUAAGACUGAAGCUGAUAGUCUAGCUGCAGGAUUUCACUGCAUUGGCUUAAAGAGGGGAGACCGUCUUGGGAUUUGGGCUCCAAAUGUGGCAUCAUGGCCUGUUGUCAUGUUUGCAGCCGCCCGAGCAGGACUUAUUUUGGUUGCCCUUAAUCCUGCCUACGAGGCAACUGAAAUGGAAUUCUGUCUUCGUAAAGUAGGAGUAAAAGCUCUGGUUACAUCUGAGAGCUUUCGUUCGCAGGAUUACUACGAGAAGCUCCAACAAAUUGUUCCAGAAUUAAUUUCUAGUGAUCCUGGGAGGAUAAAAUGCAAAAAGCUCCCAUCUCUUGCAUCAAUUCUAAUUGAUUCUGAGAAGAAUUUUGCAGGAACUUUCCGAUUAUGUGACGUAAAGUCUAUGCCAAUGGCAUCCCAGAUAGUUGGUAUUGAGGAUCAACAGAAGGACAUUAGUCCUGACAGUGGAUGCUGCAUUAUGUUCACUUCCGGUACAACAGGAAACCCCAAAGCUGCUCUGCUUAAGCACUCAGCUGUAGUUAAUUGUGGGUUGCAUUUUGAUAAAAUUGAACUUCUGGAGAGAAAAAUUCUUCUUCCUGUUCCAUUCUUCCAUGUCUUUGGGUUGGUUCCGGGAAUAAUGGGAGCUCUAACGAAUCAAGCAACAAUUGUUAUCCCCUCAACUACCUACAAUCCUGAAAAAUCUCUCCUUGCAAUUAGGAAUGAGAAGUGCUCAAUUCUUUAUGGGACUCCCACAAUGUUCGUAGAUUUGGUAAAGAAACAAAAGGAAAUUAAGUUGGAUAUUAGGCCUGAGAUUGCGUUCUUUGGAGCAGCUCCCUCAUCACCACAGCUUAUUCAAGAUAUGAAGAAAGAUUUAGGGUUAAAGAAACUUAAGACAGCUUAUGGUAUGACUGAGAGCACCGCAUGUAGCUUUAUAAGUCUCCCAGAAGACAGUGAUGAUCAAGUUUGCGAAACAAUUGGAUACGUCAAUGAUCACAUUGAGGCAAAAAUCAUUGAUAAACAAGGAAAUAUCGUCCCUUUUGGAAUUCCAGGAGAACUCUGCGUUCGAGGACAUUUCACAAUGCUCAAAUACUGGGAUGAUAUGGAGAAGACUCAAAAAGUCCUUGGAUCAGAUGGAUGGCUAAAGACAGGAGAUCAAUUCAUCCUACAGCCAAAUGGCUACGGCAAGAUUGUUGGAAGACUCAAGGAGAUUAUCAUAAGAGGCGGGGAAAAUAUUUUUCCAAAGGAAAUUGAAGAUUUUCUAGCAACCUGCCCAGAAAUUUCCGAAGUUUACAUUGUUGGUGUUCCUGAUAAAAGGUUUGGAGAGGAAAUGUGUGCCUAUGUACGCCUACAAUCUGGAAGUCAAUUUACAGAGAAGGAUAUUCGGGAGUAUUGUAAUGUUUCAUAA